UGUUUUGCUAGUGAAUGAGCGCAGCACACCAGACUAACACACAAUCUAAUUGAUAAGAAUCAGGCUUGCCCAUUGAUCAACACACAGGGAUACGUGUAUAUCGGUUUAGAACUAGUCUAAGCAGUAGGUCUAUAGUAAGAAAAUCUAAAUCUAGAUAUAAUUAAACCAAAACAUGGAUCCACGUAUGGAGGAAACAAAAUCUAGAUAUUCAGAUCUAAUCUAGAUCUAACUGUAGUGAAGGCCUAUUACUUUUGGGUCUAAAUGGUGGCCUAGUCAUAAGCUUGUUAUGUAAAUAGAUAAACGCCAGUCCAAGCUGUGAAGAAGUUGAUUUGACAAAGUUUAGCUCUAUAUUCACUUUCAUGUGUAGUCAGGAAGUUGUUUGUUAUCGCAGUGUGAGUUUUAAUAGAUCUACACAUAUUUGGGUACCGCUCAUCGUGUUUCCACAAUCGUAUAGGCACGACUUCGCGUGGACGGAAGAUAACACUAAGGGAUAUCCACACAUGACGUCUUCCGUCGACUGAAGAAGUAAACCUGAGCUGAUAUUAAUCCCAUAGUCCAGCAUGAAAUCACCUGAUCACGCCUACAACUGUCUUCAAGCAAACUUAGUGCGUGGCGAAAUACAGGACUGGCUAAGAUAAUUGAUUCUGUGUUGUUGUACAUCACUUAUGGAUAACAUGACCUGGAUGCUAACCACUUCGUUGGCCUGUAUUUGCUUACACAUAAUGUCCAAUGGCUUUCUUUCCGAAGGAACUUUCGUUUUCCCAGUAAGUCAAAUCGAUAGGUUAGCCAGCCGUGGACAAAUACGGGAAUCGCCUUCCUGCAACGACUUUGGAUGUCGGCCCAGCUUCAAUAGCACGUCAUGCUUGAGCGAGAACGUCUGCUACGAAUCUCUGAUCUGCAAUGGUCGAACUUCUUUACCACCUGUUGAAUUUCCACUGAAUGACUGGACACUGGUCAACACAUCUGCUGCGUGUACUAUGAAGAACGAGAGCCGAUCUCUCCCCACAAUUUUUACGAAUUCUAAAAGGGAACUGGCCCUUGUUGGCAAUGGCAGUGUAGUGGACCCUCGGCCAUGUUACUUUCAGAGAAACAAAACUGUGGACCCUGUUUUCACUUUGGUUUUCUGGCUUGUAGCAGACUGUCGAAAUUGUUCCAUAAUUGAAAUGACUUCUACUAAUGGUCAGCCUAUUCAUGUGCGAGUGGUCAAUACAACUUUACUCUGCUUGGGCCAGACAUGUCAAAGUUUUACAGCUUAUGGAGGAAGUUUGGUCAUGGUGUCACUUCAGAUGAUUUAUAACAAAAUUAGGAUUUUUACAAAUAGUACAGAAAUCAAGGUCAACUCUAAUGGAAGUUUUCAAUUUGAAGAUGUCUUUGUUGGAAGCAGAGAUGUACUUCAACCAAACAAUAGUUUUGAACUAUUCUAUGUUCAGUACUAUUCAGAUGUACUUACCAAAAAUGAACUACUCUUCUUGUGGUCUGGUCUCACUGAUGUGAUGGUAGAGUUCUUUCUAUGUCAGUGCCCACCAAAUUUUACGGAUGAAUCUGACACAGAUCCAAAUAUGUGUGUGAAUGGAAAUAGUACGUACCCAAGGUUCAACAGAACUAUUAUGUUCAAUUCAGCCAAAUUGAUUUUAGAUUCACGCACUGACAGAAGAUGGGCAUCUUCUGGGUAUUCAAACAAUUCUUUGAUCUUGGCAUUCAAUUCAACCUUUCAGAUAGAUGGCGUGACUUUAACAUUUUCUAAAGACAUUCCACAUACUGUACAAGUCACAUUUAGUGUCAAUUCCACUGCUGGCAAACCCAAAGUCAUGACCUGUUUGAGUAAUGUUUGCAAUCUUGUCCUAUCUAAUUUAGCAAGUAACUCUUCCUUCAAUGAUUACAACUUAAGGAUAGCUGAUGAAAUAAAGAUAGAUCUAUGGAGUGGAUCAUUGUCUAGUAACAGCAGCUUUAUAUUGACUAAUUUAACGAUUUCAGGAAGAUGUGAUUGUCAUGGUAAUGCUGAUUCAUGUUCUGAAGUUAAUGGCAAAUUUGUCUGUAACUGCAAGUCAGAGUCCAAUACACAAGGCAAUGACUGCAAGUCCUGUGUAUCUUCAUACUUCCGCAGUCCUGGUCAGUUUAGUUGUGUUGGCAAGUGCCAGUGUAACUCUGAUGGUGUGGUCAACUCUUCUAAUCCUUGUGACCAGUCAAACGGUCAAUGCUUUUGCAAAGCUAACGUGGAAGGCUCUAUGUGUGACUCAUGCAAACCAUUUACUUACAACUUUACUAGUACCAAUGCUCUGGGUUGCACUAAAUGUGCUUGUAGUGAAAUUGGUUCUACUUCAUGUAGUAACAUCACUGGAGCAUGCAGCUGUAAAGCUAACACUAAUAAUGCAACAUGUAGCCAGUGCCUAGAAAAUUAUUAUGGCAUCGCUGAGCCAACAGGAUGUAAGGCUUGUAACUGUAGCAGCUUGGGAACUCUUAAUCAAAGCUUGUCAUGUAAUCAAACAUCAGGACAGUGCCAAUGUAAAAUGUUUGUAGAGGGUCGACAGUGUAAUACUUGCAAGGCUAAUUACUACAGGCUUGAGGCUGUUAAUCCCAGAGGAUGUUCUCCGUGUAAUUGUAACCCAGUAGGAAGUGACUCCACUGUUUGUAACAGACUGACUGGACAGUGUCCUUGUAGAGGUGGAGUCAUCACUGACUUGCAAUGUAAACCAAAGAUACUCUCUUUAAAUCCCACCUAUGGACCAGACAUUGGUGGAACUCUGGUAACUGUUCAAGGACUUCUUCUUGGCAAUGAAACCAGCAACAUCUUUGUAUCCAUUGACGACAUUCCUCAAACAGUAGUCUCUGUUAAUGACAACCGUCUAGUUUUCAAUACAUCUAAAAACAAUGAAACAGCAAUCACAACAUCAAUGGUAAAAGUUAGUUGGCUGCAAGACAGUGGUGUGAUCAACUCUGACAUUAAAUUCCUGUUUAAACAAAACCCUGUCAUUUAUCCAAGCAAUAUAUCUGCCAUUCAAUCUUUUGUGAGUGCUGGUAUUCCUGUCUUUGUCUAUGGUGACAACUUACAGAGUGUUAUGUUUCCAUUAUUGAAAGUUGUGGAUGUGUCAAAUCCAAACAAAGAGGCAGUCGGGACUUGCAAACACAACCCAUCUAAUGUCAUCUGUGAGAUUCCAAAUGUCAAGGAGUUGUUCAAAUCACCACAGGACAUGCUUCAAGUGAACCUAGUCUUUGAUGGUGUGGUCGUGCGGAACUAUUUAAACAUGACUGUCAAGCCUGACCCAGUGUUUGAUGAUAUGGGAACCAUUAGGUUUCAGUAUCCAUUUGAAGAUACCAUAACACUCACUGGUCAAGGCUUGAACUCAGCUGGCAAUGUGAAGGAUUACUCUGUGCUAAUUAGUGUUGUGCAUUGUGCUAUUCAGUCUGUUUCUGACACAAGCAUUGUCUGUAAGCCGGCCAUAACACCUCUAAGUGGAGAAACAAAACAAAUUAUUGAGAUUCAAAUUGGAAAUAUAAGGAGAAGAGUUGGAACCUUGGAAUACCUGAAACUGCAUGAAACAACCAAUUUUAUCAUUAUCAUAUGUUGUAUAUCAGGUGGAAUCUUGUUAAUAAUUUUGGCGGUGUUAUUAAUCAUUUUCUGCCGAAGACGCAGAUGUAACAAAAAAGCCAGCAGCACAUUUGAAAAUCUGGACAGUAAAAAAGUUUCUGAUGAAACAGCUUCUCCACCUGAAUAUACAGAAGCUGUAACAAUGGUGGUGACACAGCCCAAACAAAAUGGAGAACUGGUCAGGAUGGAGACAGUAAUUAAAGAGCCUAAGCUUGCAUUUGUCAACAGUCAAGCAGAUGACAGUUUCUUUAUGGAUGAGUUUCUGCCAAAACUAGAAGCAGGUUUGAGGGAAGAGGUUAGACAAUGUUUCAUUGGUGGAGGUCAUUUUGCUGUGGGCAGAAACGUUAUAGUGAAAGGACAACAGGCAAUGUUGACUGAUGGAUCACUACAGAACAAAAGCUCUGGACAGAAGCUGACAAUUAAAACUUUAAUCAAUCCAAUAACAGCUGAAUCAACACUACCAAUGUGGGCUAAUUUGGCCCUGACUGAAUGUCUCCGUUUGAAAAGGCAUAAGCACAUGCAUGUGCUGAGUAUUCUAGGCAUAGGAGUGGACAGAGAGAGAUUUCACAUUUUGUAUCCUUGUAUGUCACAAAACUUUCUGAAGGCCAUUGUGGCUGACCUAGAUAAGAAAUUCAGUGCAAGGCAACUUCUAAGUUUUGCCCAACAAGUGGCUGAAGGUUUGUGUUUUCUGACCUCUAAAGAGAUAACACAUAAAGAUGUUGCAGCUAGGAAUUGUAUGGUAGACGAAAACGGCCUGGUGAAACUGAGUGAUGCUUCCUUCUCAUGGGACUUUUACCCUGACGAGUAUGUGUAUGACAAACAGCGAGAGAGAUACCUGCCACUCAGGUGGAUGGCCCCUGAAAGUUUGUCUGAUGGCUAUUAUGAUAUGAGGACUGAUGUGUGGUCCUUUGCUACUCUGAUCUGGGAGCUGAUGACAAGAGGCUGUUUACCUUUUCAUGAAGUGUCCAAUGAGAAUGUCAAGCAGUACAUUACAUCUGGAUAUGUUCUGGGCAAGCCUGACACAUUGUCUGAUCCGAUGUAUGAGCUGAUGUGCCGCUGCUGGUCACUGGAGAAUGAAUACAGACCAUCGAUUGGGGAUAUGACCAGAGGUCUGGGAGAUAUCAUUGGAACAGAGGACGACAUCUAUGAAAACCUUGUGUCUUACUCAAACAGUGCCAGUCCUAAACAUUUCUCCUCAGGUACUGACAAUAUUUACAGUGUCACCAAUGUUAGCAAUGUAUGAUGGGAUAGGUAUAGUCCACCAUUGACAGAGCAAUACUGUUUCUAGAAAUGUUCUUAGAAUUGGUAAGGAUUGAAUAUUGCUUGUAUUUUGUUUAUUUUUUCUACCUUGAGAUACCUUUAUGUAGUUGAAACCUGCCCACGGACCCCUAAGUCAAAAAUAUAUACAAACGCAUAUUACAUAAGUAACGAUUUCUUUUAUUUGUGAUGAGAUUCAUUACAGCAUAGAAUACACAUUGUACCAAAUAAGAAGAUGGGAAAGCAGUCAACAACUUCUUUACAAUGACCCAUAAUGCAGGAAUAUGAAUAAUACUGUUUCUAGAAAGGUUCUUAGCAUUGUUAAUGAUUGCAUAAUGAAUAUAUUUUGUUGUACAUAUAUAAUGCUCAACAACUGAAAAGGCAAUGUACUAAAUCUGAUUUUAUUGUGAUAUUAUUUUUUAUUUUUCUCUGUUUCCUUUAAGACUUUUCGAGCAAAAGUUGUUAUGAUUAAAUAUUUCUGUGUAAAAGGAUUUUAUGUUACCACAAUGACGAUUUUCUUCUUUACUCUUUUCAAGACAUCUGACCAGUAAAAGCAAGCACUCAUAUUAGGCUGCACUCUAUGCAUAGCUGAAUUUAUUGUAAAAAUAUAAAAAGUUUUACUUAGAAUUCCAUAAAGUUUUUUUAAACCUCUCAGUCUCUUUCAUUUCUCUCGUUUUCGUUUGGAUGACAUUUAGAGAGAGCUAUUCAAAUCAAAGACUUUUUAAACAGAUUAUUUUCUUAAGACUGACUUGAGGAACACAUUUCUUAAUUUCUCCUGAAUAUCUUCAUUCGUUUAUGUUUGAGUUUCCUUUUUUACCUUAAGUGGCAGUUCUCUAAUCCUGAGGUUCUCAAACUUAUUUGACAUAUAGUCAAAACUUACCCACGGACCCUUAAAUAUACACAAUGCCUUUUACAUGUAUAAUGGUUUCUUUUAUUUGUGAUGAGAUUAAUUACAGCCAUGAAUCCAUGUUGUACCAAAUGAGAAGACAGGAAAGCAGUUAACAAUUUCUUUACAAUGACCCAUAAUGCAGGAUGUAAAAUUGGAAUAUGUUUUUGCAAUCAGAAUUUGUGGUCUCCUUGUUCAAACAUUGGUGUAUUCCCUCAUUUGUAAAUAAAUAAAUAAGCUGCAUCCGUGAAUGGGAUCUGAGUUUGUCCGCUGGCAAAAGGGUUCAAUAUCCAGUUGGGAAUAUCCAAUUGAAGAAUUUGUUCAAAUCUUUAAUUAAGAUCGUCAUAGAAUAGUAUGUGGAGGUGCUGUGGCUGAGUGGUAAAGCACUUGGCUUUUGAACCAGUGUUCUUGGGUUAGAAUCCUGGUGAAGACAUAUUUAUAAUUUGGUGAUGUUUGGGUGUCUCUGAGUUCACCCAGCUCUAAUGGGUAGCUGACAUAAAUUGGGGAAAAGUAAAGGUGGUUGGUUUUGUUGUUCUGGCCACGACAUCCUCAUUAACCGUGUGCCACAGAAACAGAUGACCUUUACAUCAUCAGCCCUAUAGAUCACAAGAUCUGAAAGGGUACCUUUAUUUAUAUAGAAUAGUAUGUAAUAGAUAUUAAACAGUAGAGAUUAUUAUUCAUAUUAUCGAUUGUAUAAACUGGCUUUUAGCAAAGAAGCUAUUAAAGCUGUAUACAAACUUUCUUUGGACCCCCUUGUGGACCCUUAGACCACAGUUUGAGAAACACUGCCUUAAUUUAUGUUUUACUGGACUAAAACGUCCGACUCAACCACACUUAAAUAGUUCAGUGGCUGUAGUUUAUCAGCAUUUGUAAUUUACAGAAUGCCAAAAUAUUUCAAUAGUGCAGUACUGUUGAGGAAUACAUUGUAAGUAGUACAUACUACAUAGUUUUUGGGACUACAUUUUCUCUGCAAAUU
Molecule: messenger RNA, 6705 nt
Organism: Biomphalaria glabrata
Lineage: Eukaryota; Metazoa; Mollusca; Gastropoda; Planorbidae
Exons: 25
Coding region: 666-4829 (1387 amino acids)
Biological process (GO): protein phosphorylation; positive regulation of kinase activity; cell surface receptor protein tyrosine kinase signaling pathway
Cellular component (GO): signaling receptor complex
Molecular function (GO): ATP binding; transmembrane receptor protein tyrosine kinase activity
Source: RefSeq, a predicted model, not a curated record